Teleopsis dalmanni is the source of this 1796-nucleotide messenger RNA. It is a transcript of the gene Bx42, whose product is annotated as puff-specific protein Bx42. Gene Ontology annotation, cellular component: spliceosomal complex. The record is from RefSeq and is a predicted model, not a curated record. Bases 107 to 1726 code for a protein of 539 amino acids. The transcript is spliced from 4 exons. Gene Ontology annotation, biological process: mRNA splicing, via spliceosome. Lineage: Eukaryota; Metazoa; Arthropoda; Insecta; Diptera; Diopsidae.
AUGUCAUUCUCCAUUUUAUAAAUGUAUUACAUUCUAUCAAUCUGCUUCAUUAAUAAAGUUGCAUCUGCGAUAACAAGAAGUGAUUUAAUUUUAAGAAGUUUCUACUAUGUCAUUGACAAGUAUUUUACCAAAUCCCACCAAUUCCGUUUGGGAUAGAGAAGAUGAAAGACGAGUCACAGCAAAAGGAGCGCCCAAAAUAGGUGCUUUGGUGUCAGCAAAAAUUGCAGCACCUCCCUAUGGGCAACGUAAGGAUUGGGUUCCGCGUACGGAAGCAGAUUUUGGUGAUGGCGGAGCUUUUCCAGAAAUCCACGUAGCACAAUAUCCAUUGGGCUUGGGCUGCCCAUCAAAUAUUGGAAAAAAAUCAAAUGCACUAGCUGUACGUUUGGAUGAGAAAGGAAAAAUUAAAUACGACGCCAUAGCAAGACAAGGUCACGGGAAAGAUAAAAUUGUUUACUCUUCCAUAUCGCAAUUACUUCCAGCUGAGGUAUUAGCAGAAGAUGCAGAAGAGUUACAACUUCCUGAUGCGGAAACUAUUGCAGAGACAACAGAGGAAACACGUAGAGCGUUGGAAAAGUUGACUAGUCAAAAAAUUGCAUCGGCUUUACCUGUAAGACAUGCAGAAAAACUGGCACCUGCACAAUAUAUACGAUACACACCGUCACAACAAGGUGACGCAUUUAAUUCUGGAGCUAAACAGCGUGUUAUAAGAAUGGUAGAAGCGCAGCAGGAUCCAAUGGAACCACCAAAAUUUAGAAUUAAUAAAAAAGUACCUCGUGGACCUCCAUCACCGCCUGCACCGGUUUUGCAUUCACCAACACGAAAAGUUACUGUGAAAGAACAAAAGGAAUGGAAAAUUCCUCCCUGCAUAUCAAACUGGAAAAAUGCUAAAGGUUACACUAUUCCGUUGGACAAACGUUUGGCUGCCGAUGGACGUGGCUUGCAGCAAGUUCAUAUUAAUGAGAAAUUUGCCAAAAUGGCUGAGGCAUUGUAUAUUGCAGAUCGUAAAGCACGAGAAGCUGUUGAGGCGCGUGCACAACUGGAGAAGAAACUGGCACAAAAGGAGAAAGAAAAGAAGGAAGAUAUGCUUCGUAUGAUGGCACAGAGAGCAAGAGAUGAGCGAGCAGGUUUACGAAAUCCAGAAGAUGUUCCUAGCGCAAGUUCAGACGUAAGGGAGAGAAACGAAAUACGUGCAGAUCGUCAUCGUGAAAGGCAAAGAGAUCGUAAUUUGGCUCGAGCUGCACCAGAAAAACGUUCCAAAUUGCAACGUGAACGUGAACGAGAUAUAUCAGAACAAAUUGCACUUGGCAUGCCAGGGAAGACGUCUACCAAUGGUGAACCACUCUUUGACCAAAGAUUGUUUAACACAACAAAAGGCAUGGAUUCAGGUUAUGGAGACGAUGAAGUUUAUAAUGUUUAUGACAAACCAUGGCGUGAUACUAAUACUUUAGGCACUCACUUGUAUAGACCAAGUAAACAAAUUGAUAAUGACACGUAUGGCGCCGAUUUAGAUCGUAUUGUAAAUACACAACGUUUCGUUCCUGAUAAAGAGUUCGCUGGAACUAGUCGUGGUCCAAAUGCGCCACAAAGAAAUGGCCCGGUACAAUUUGAAAAGGAGGAAGAUCCAUUUGGUUUGGAUCAGUUCUUGAAUAUGGCCAAGAAAGCACCAAAGAGAGGUGAAGAUAAAUCUGAUCGUAGUAAUUCUGAUAAAAAACGUAAGAAGGAAUAAAGAAUUUUAUAUUUUAAACUUAAUUUUGAUAGUAAAUUGAAUAUUCUUAUUUCAAUAAUUAUAAUCAUAC